AUGGCAUCACCUUCAUCCCAGUCGUCGGGAGAUGAUGCCAACGAGAACACGGCGGAUGAGGAGGAUUCAGAAGAUUAUUGCAAGGGUGGUUAUCACCCGGUGCAGAUUGGCGAGAAGUUCAAAGAUGGGAAAUACACUGUCGUGCGUAAGCUCGGAUGGGGGCAUUUCUCGACUGUCUGGCUGUCACGAGACAAUACGACCGACAAACACGUCGCUCUCAAGGUCGUCCGUUCGGCCGCCCACUACACCGAAACCGCCAUCGACGAGAUUAAGCUGCUCAAUAGGAUCGUCCAAGCCAACCCUAACCACCCGGGCCGCAAGCACGUCGUCAGUCUACUCGACUCGUUCGAGCACAAAGGUCCCAACGGAACACACGUCUGCAUGGUCUUCGAAGUACUCGGCGAGAACCUCCUCGGUCUCAUCAAGAAGUGGAACCACAGGGGUAUUCCCAUGCCCCUCGUUAAGCAGAUCACGAAGCAGGUCCUCCUCGGCCUGGACUACCUUCACCGGGAAUGUGGGAUAAUCCACACUGACUUGAAGCCCGAGAAUGUUCUCAUCGAGAUCGGCGACGUCGAGCAGAUUGUCAAAAAGGUAGUUAAGAACGAGCCUAACGAAAAGGAGAACAAUCGCAACGGUCGCCGCAGGAGAAGAACCCUCAUCACCGGCAGCCAGCCCCUGCCGUCUCCGCUGAACGCUUCGUUCAAUCACAACAACAUCUUCCCGCCUUCCAGCUCGCACAACAGCCUAGGGCAAAUGCUGCAUGGAGGCAAGUCACCGAAGGGCGAGGCCUCCCCCAAGAGGGACAAGAGCAACGAGCAGAAGCAGAGGGAAAAGACAGCUGACAUAAUCGCCAAAGAAGUAUCGGGUAUCUCCCUCGACAAGUCCAGCAAUACCCCGGCCUCUUCUAACGAGAAGCGCAAGGCAGACGAGCUUUAUGCCUCUGAUGUCAUCAGCGUAAAAAUCGCUGAUUUGGGUAACGCCUGCUGGGUGAACCAUCAUUUCACAAACGACAUUCAGACUCGGCAAUACCGCUCCCCCGAAGUCAUCCUCGGGGCGAAAUGGGGUGCCAGUACCGAUGUGUGGAGUAUGGCCGCGAUGGUCUUCGAGCUCAUUACUGGUGAUUACCUCUUCGACCCACAGUCCGGCACGAAGUACGGCAAAGACGACGACCACAUCGCCCAGAUCAUCGAGCUUCUCGGCCCCUUUCCGAAGUCACUGUGCCUCUCCGGGAAGUGGUCUCAGGAAAUCUUCAAUCGGAAGGGCGACUUGCGUAAUAUACACCGGCUGCGUCAUUGGGCCUUGCCUGACGUCCUCAGAGAAAAGUACCACUUCAAGGAUGCGGAAGGGCGGCAGAUUGCGGAUUUCUUAACGCCCAUGCUGGAGCUCGUCCCUGACAGGCGAGCGAAUGCUGGCGGAAUGGCCGGUCACGACUGGCUUCGCGAUACCCCAGGGAUGAGGGGAGUCAAAAUCCCCGGCCUCGAGGUCGCCGGGCGAGGGGAGGGCAUCGAAGGCUGGGCAAACGAGGUGAGAAAACGAUAA
Messenger RNA from Sodiomyces alkalinus F11, 1539 nucleotides. Its product is annotated as serine/threonine protein kinase. Lineage: Eukaryota; Fungi; Ascomycota; Sordariomycetes; Glomerellales; Plectosphaerellaceae. Gene Ontology annotation, biological process: spliceosomal complex assembly; regulation of mRNA processing; protein phosphorylation. The coding region runs from base 1 to 1539 and encodes 512 amino acids. The record is from RefSeq and is a predicted model, not a curated record. Gene Ontology annotation, molecular function: ATP binding; protein kinase activity. The transcript is spliced from 4 exons.